Molecule: messenger RNA, 3855 nt
Organism: Chaetura pelagica (chimney swift)
Lineage: Eukaryota; Metazoa; Chordata; Aves; Apodiformes; Apodidae
Gene: NCKAP1
Product: NCK-associated protein 1
Exons: 28
Coding region: 1-2919 (972 amino acids)
Biological process (GO): cell projection assembly; cell migration; cortical actin cytoskeleton organization
Cellular component (GO): SCAR complex
Source: RefSeq, a predicted model, not a curated record
AUGGUGCAAGGACAAGUUUGGAAGGCAUGUGGGGACCCCAAAGCCAAACCAUCCUAUCUUAUUGACAAAAACCUGGAAUCUGCUGUCAAAUUCAUAGUCAGGAAAUUCCCAGCAGUAGAAACACGCAACAACAAUUCCCUUUCAGAUGCUCUGAUCUCACUCCAGAUGGUCUAUCCUCGAAGAAAUCUCUCAGCUGAUCAGUGGAGAAAUGCACAACUACUGAGCCUCAUCAGUGCCCCCAGCACAAUGCUUAAUCCUGCACAGUCUGACACAAUGCCAUGUGAAUACCUCUCUCUGGAUGCAAUGGAAAAAUGGAUCAUUUUUGGAUUUAUUUUGUGCCAUGGAAUCCUAAAUAGUGAUGCUACAGCUUUGAACCUUUGGAAACUUGCACUUCAAAGCAGCUCUUGCUUGGCCCUCUUCCGAGAUGAAGUGUUCCACAUUCACAAAGCUGCAGAGGACUUGUUUGUAAAUAUACGAGGUUACAACAAGCGUAUUAAUGACAUCAGAGAGUGCAAAGAAGCUGCUGUUUCACAUGCCGGUUCAAUGCACAGAGAGAGACGCAAGUUUCUGCGUUCGGCGCUCAAGGAACUGGCGACUGUCCUCUCUGACCAGCCAGGCCUGCUGGGUCCCAAGGCACUUUUUGUAUUUAUGGCUUUGUCCUUUGCUCGUGAUGAAAUUAUUUGGCUGCUUCGUCAUGCAGAUAAUAUGCCAAAGAAGAGUGCAGAUGAUUUCAUAGAUAAACACAUAGCUGAGCUGAUAUUCUACAUGGAGGAGCUCAGAGCUCACGUGCGGAAAUACGGGCCUGUGAUGCAAAGAUACUAUGUGCAGUAUCUCUCUGGCUUUGAUGCAGUGGUCUUGAAUGAGCUUGUUCAGAAUCUUUCCGUGUGCCCAGAGGAUGAGUCAAUUAUCAUGUCCUCUUUUGUGAACACAAUGACUUCACUAAGUGUGAAACAAGUUGAAGAUGGAGAGGUAUUUGACUUCAGGGGAAUGAGAUUAGAUUGGUUUAGAUUGCAGGCCUACACCAGUGUUUCUAAAGCUUCACUUGGUCUUGCAGACCACAGAGAACUAGGAAAAAUGAUGAACACAAUCAUUUUCCACACAAAAAUGGUAGAUUCUUUGGUAGAGAUGUUGGUGGAAACCUCGGAUCUUUCUAUAUUUUGUUUUUAUAGUCGUGCUUUUGAGAAGAUGUUUCAGCAGUGUUUGGAGCUUCCCUCUCAGUCGAGAUACUCAAUUGCAUUCCCGCUGCUUUGUACUCACUUUAUGAGCUGCACCCAUGAGCUAUGCCCAGAAGAGAGACAUCAUAUUGGAGAUCGUAGCCUGUCCUUGUGUAACAUGUUCCUGGAUGAAAUGGCCAAGCAGGCGCGCAAUCUUAUCACAGACAUUUGCACGGAGCAGUGUACGCUGAGUGAUCAGUUGCUGCCAAAGCAUUGUGCCAAAACCAUCAGUCAAGCAGUGAACAAAAAGUCAAAAAAACAGACUGGAAAGAAAGGAGAACCUGAAAGGGAGAAACCGGGAGUAGAAAGCAUGAGGAAAAACAGAUUGGUUGUGACCAACCUGGACAAACUGCACACUGCGCUUUCUGAGCUCUGCUUCUCCAUCAAUUACGUACCAAACAUGGUGGUUUGGGAACACACGUUUACGCCGAGAGAAUAUUUAACAUCUCACCUGGAAAUCCGUUUUACCAAGUCAAUUGUUGGAAUGACCAUGUAUAAUCAAGCAACACAGGAGAUUGCAAAGCCUUCAGAGCUGUUAACCAGUGUCAGAGCCUACAUGACAGUCCUGCAAUCAAUAGAAAAUUAUGUACAGAUCGACAUUACACGAGUGUUUAACAAUGUUCUGCUUCAGCAAACCCAGCAUUUAGAUAGUCAUGGGGAGCCAACCAUUACCAGUCUGUACACAAACUGGUAUUUGGAAACCUUGCUACGACAAGUCAGCAAUGGUCACAUAGCCUAUUUUCCAGCCAUGAAAGCAUUUGUGAAUUUGCCUACAGAAAAUGAAUUGACAUUUAAUGCUGAGGAAUACUCUGACAUAUCAGAAAUGAGAGCCCUUUCUGAACUUCUGGGACCAUAUGGCAUGAAGUUUCUAAGUGAAAGUCUGAUGUGGCACAUUUCCUCACAGGUUGCUGAGCUGAAGAAACUUGUGGUGGAGAACGUUGAAGUUCUAACACAAAUGAGGACCAGCUUUGACAAGCCAGACCAGAUGGCAGCACUCUUUAAAAGAUUAUCAUCUGUUGACAGUGUUUUGAAGAGAAUGACCAUUAUUGGUGUUAUCUUGUCCUUUCGGUCGUUGGCACAGGAAGCACUUAGAGAUGUAUUAUCCUACCACAUUCCUUUCCUUGUAAGUUCUAUUGAGGACUUCAAAGAUCACAUUCCAAGAGAGACUGACAUGAAGGUGGCAAUGAAUGUAUAUGAACUGUCAUCAGCUGCUGGACUGCCGUGUGAGAUUGAUCCUGCUUUGGUUGUAGCACUGUCUUCCCAAAAAUCAGAAAACAUUAGCCCAGAAGAAGAAUAUAAAAUUGCUUGCCUUCUCAUGGUCUUCGUGGCAGUUUCCUUGCCGACUUUGGCCAGUAAUGUGAUGUCCCAGUACAGCCCUGCCAUUGAAGGGCACUGCAACAACAUCCAUUGUUUGGCAAAAGCCAUCAACCAGAUUGCUGCAGCUUUGUUCACCAUCCACAAGGGAAGCAUCGAAGACCGUCUUAAGGAAUUUCUGGCUCUUGCAUCAUCUAGUCUAUUGAAGAUUGGCCAGGAGACAGACAAAACUACUACAAGGAACAGAGAAUCAGUUUACCUCCUCCUAGACAUGAUUGUGCAGGAGUCUCCUUUCCUGACAAUGGAUCUCUUGGAGUCUUGUUUCCCUUACGUCUUGCUGAGGAAUGCAUACCAUGCUGUCUACAAACAAAGUGUCACAUCCUCUGCCUAAGUAUCUACUCACUGGAGCUCAGACAUAGCACGCAUCUACGUGGCCUCAGUUUUAUCUGUAAACUGUGGAGCUAUUUUACUUUAUGGCCUGAUGAACAGUUUUGUGGAUUAUAAACUUUUUUCAUCAAGUUGUAUUUCUGAUCAGUGGUUUCCUAAUAUGGUUGUACUACAAUAUAAGCUUGGUUGAAUUUAGGUUGCACAUUCAUGGAAAACCUUUUUUCUCAUUUCUUCCUUAUUUUAUUUUAGAGCAUCAGUUAUGUUUAAAAAGAUACUACUUCUGCUACAUGUUUUUGAUAUUGAUCAUGCAAAAGGAAAAUUGCUUGUUUAUUUCCAGAAGAAAAAUGUAUUUAGUGAUUAUUUUAGAUAGCGUAGCUUUCAUCUGUGUGUAAAUUAUUUCAUAUAGGGAGAGUUAUAAUCUUGUACCUAUUGUUCUUAUUGAAAACAAAUACUGGAUGUGCAUUUCUGUGAAGUAAUGACAGCAUUUCUAGUUUUAUUUUGAAAUACUCACCAAUCUAUGUGCUCUGACACUUAUCUAACAUUUACAAUGUUAUAGGUCUGCUUCUCCCUCAGACAUCGAUCCUCUCCUGAUGCUCUUAAACAACAGCAAGUGGUGUUGUUUGUAUAAAGCAUAGUGGAAAUUUUUUUAAAACUAACUUCUGUGGUGCCCUGUUGGCAUUAACACUACCAUUGUACCCUGCUGUAUAAUAAACAUUCUUACACACUUAUCACAUGUUGAUAAAAUGUUAGCCCUUAACCACUUUUGAUAUGUUUUAAAUUUUUGAAAUUCAAGUGUACCUUCCAUAACAUCCAAUAAACACUAGACUGUAUUAUCUGUAGGUGAAUUAUUUUUAAUAUAAAUGUUAUCAUAGUAUUUUAAGCUUAAACUGUGCUGUUGCACAUUGAUUUACUUCUCACAGUUCAUUAAAUAUCAAACCUU